CUCCCGUGGGGCGUCGGGGUGGGCAGGGUUGGCGACCGAGCCGGAGGAGCGGGGAAAGGCGGGGCCGGCGGCCGCGCCAGGAUCUAGCGUAGCUGGUGCCGUUAGGGCACCCUCUCUUCUCGCUAAACACCGACUCUCCCUCUCCCGUCAGCCUCCAUGUGGCGGUGCGUGUGCGCUUCCCAGUGAUCUUGACACUGAAGAUCGCGAAGGAUCUCAUAGGUCAUUAUUGCUGUGGUUUGAGCUCAGCAUGGCUGUAGUCAUCCGUUUACUGGGGCUUCCUUUUAUUGCGGGGCCUGUGGAUAUUCGUCACUUCUUCACGGGAUUGACUAUUCCUGAUGGAGGAGUGCAUAUAAUUGGAGGGGAAGUAGGGGAGGCUUUUAUUAUUUUUGCAACAGAUGAAGAUGCAAGACGUGCCAUAAGUCGUUCAGGAGGGUUUAUCAAGGAUUCAUCUGUAGAGCUCUUUCUUAGUAGCAAGGCAGAAAUGCAGAAGACUAUAGAAAUGAAAAGAACUGAUCGUGUAGGAAGAGGGCGACCAGGAUCUGGGGCAUCAGGGGUUGGCAGCCUAUCAAAUUUUAUUGAGGCUAUGAAGGAAGAAGAAAGUAAUUCUGGAUAUGGCUCUUCAAUGAAUCAAGAUGCUGGGUUUCAUACUAAUGGUACAGGACUUGAUGAUUUAAGGCCAAGAAAGACAAGGCCAUUGAAGGCCGAGAAUCCAUAUUUGUUUCUACGAGGUCUGCCUUACUUAGUAAAUGAAGAUGAUGUACGUGUCUUUUUCUCUGGCUUGUGUGUGGAUGGAGUGAUUUUCUUAAAACAUCAUGAUGGCCGAAAUAAUGGUGAUGCCAUAGUAAAAUUUGCUUCGUGUAUUGAUGCUUCAGGAGGUCUUAAGUGCCAUAGAAGUUUUAUGGGUUCAAGAUUUAUAGAAGUAAUGCAGGGCUCAGAACAACAGUGGAUUGAGUUUGGUGGUAAUGCAGUUAAGGAGGAUGAAGUCGUCAUAAGAUCUGAAGAACAUUCUCCUCCAAGAGGAAUUAAUGAUAGACAUUUUCGAAAACGGUCUCAUUCAAAAUCUCCCAGAAGAACACGUUCUCGCUCCCCUCUUGGAUUUUAUGUUCACUUAAAAAAUCUGUCGCUAAGUAUUGACAAAAGAGAUUUGAGAAAUUUCUUUAGAGACACUGAUCUGACUAAUGAACAGAUUAAAUUUUUAUAUAAAGAUGAAAGAAGAACACGAUAUGCCUUUGUGAUGUUCAAGACUCUGAAAGACUAUAAUACUGCUCUUGGUUUACAUAAGACUGUUUUACAGUAUCGUCCAGUUCAUAUUGAUCCAGUUUCUAGAAAGCAAAUGCUGAAGUUCAUUGAAUGCUAUGAGAAGAAGAGACCAGAGAAAGAGAAGCCUGGACAUGUUUCACAAAAAUAUUCUCAAGAAAGCUAUUCUGGCCAGAAGCUGUGUAUAUAUAUAAGAAAUUUUCCAUUCGAUGUUACAAAAGUUGAAGUGCAAAAGUUCUUUGCAGACUUUUCUCUUGCAGAGGAUGACAUUUACUUGCUUUUUGAUGACAAAGGAGUUGGUUUGGGAGAAGCACUGGUGAAAUUUAAAUCAGAAGAACAGGCUAUUAAAGCUGAACGUUUAAACCGAAGAAGAUUCUUAGGGACCGAGGUAUUGUUAAGACUUAUAUCUGAGGCACAAAUGCAGGAGUUUGGUGUAAAUUUUUCCUUGAAGUCCAGUGAGAAAAUACAAGCCCGUUCAGAGUCACAUGAUAGAGAUGACCAUUCCCAUUUAUUUGACCCAAAAGACCCACCUAUAUACUCAGUGGGCCCUUCUGAAAACUUUAGGUAUCAGCUAGAGGACUUGAGGCAACUAGAUAACUUCAAGCAUCCCCAGGGAUAUUUCCGACAGCCUGAUAGGCGCCCUCCAGAAGACUUCAGACACUCUCCAGAAGACUUCAGAUUCCCUCCGGAGGACUUCAGGCACUCCCCAGAGGGCUUUAGGCACCCUCGGGAAGAGCACUUCAGGCGGCCUCCUGAGGAAGACUUCAGGCGGCCUCGGGAGGAAGACUGGAGACGGCCUCUUGAGGAAGAUUGGAGGUGGCCACCGGAGGAGGACUUCAGGCGCCCACCAGAGGAGGACUUCAGGCGCCCCUGGGAAGAAGACUUCAGGUGCCCCGUGGAGGAGGACUUCAGGCGUCCUAGGGAAGAGGACUUCAGGCAGCCCCCUGAGGAGGACUUCAGGAGACCCCCUGAGGAGGAUUUCAGGCAUUCCCCUGAGGAGGACUUCAGGCGGUCACCCCUGGAGCACUUCAGACGACCACCCCAGGAGCACUUCAGGCGCCCGCCCCAGGAGCACUUCAGGCGCCCGCCCCAGGAGCACUUCAGGCGCCCGCCCCAGGAGCAUUUCAGGCGGCCACCCCAGGAGCACUUUAGGCGGCCACCCCAGGAGCACUUCAGGCGGCCACCUCCAGAGCAUUUCAGGCGGCCACCCCCAGAGCAUUUCAGGCGCUCCCGAGAGGAAGAUUUCAGGCAUAUGCCAGACGAAGACUUCAGGGGCCCUCCAAAUGAGGACUUUAGGCACCCUCCUGAUGAGGACUUCAGGAGUCCCCAGGAAGAAGAUUUUAGAUCCCCUUCCGAUGAGGAUUUCAGGCAGCUCCCGGAGGAAGACCUCAGAGAAAUUCCAGAGGAGGAUCCUAGACUUCCUGACAAUUUUAGACCUCCUGGUGAGGAUUUUAGGAGCCCACCUGAUGAUUUUAGAAGUCAUCGCCCUUUUGUGAAUUUUGGUCGCCCAGAAGGUGGCAAAUUUGAUUUUGGAAAGCGUAAUAUGGGAGGUUUUCCUGAAGGGAGAUUUAUGCCUGAUCAGAAGUUAAAUUGUGGUUCAGGUAGAGUAACUCCUGUUAAGAUAAUGAAUCUUCCAUUUAAAGCUAAUGUUAAUGAAAUUUUAGACUUUUUCCAUGGUUAUAGAAUCAUACCUGAUUCAGUUUCAAUACAGUAUAAUGAGCAAGGAUUGCCUACAGGGGAAGCCAUUGUAGCUAUGAUAAACUAUAAUGAAGCCAUGGCUGCUAUUAAAGAUCUAAAUGAUAGGCCAGUUGGCCCCCGCAAAGUUAAGCUAAUUUUGCUUUAGAGAGCAUUUCUAAAUUCAGAGUUUUCGUCCCACAGUAUUGAUGCAGUAAAAUGCAUUUUUUAGAAAAGUGUUUUAUUUUUAGUUAUAUGGUGAAACAUUUUAAUUUUGACCUGUGCAUAGAAAAACUGUAAAUAGUAGAAUGUGAACCUGGUUCUUUUGCUUGCAAAUUGCCAUUCAUUUUUUUUUUUUCUAACUUAAAAUUAUAUAUGCUUUUUUUUCUUUGGUAGGGCAGUGUUCUUUAAUUUUUGUUGAUGUUAUGGGUAAACCUCAGACUUGUAUGGAGUUGUAGAUGGGGAAAAUACAUUUUAUAUUCACUUUUAUUUCAUUCUGUAGUCAACGUAUUUUACUGAAACUGUAUAUGGAAAUGGUCAGUGACUAAUUUUUCAGGUUUGGCAUUUUCAUUGCUACCUGCCUGCAGAAUUCAUGCCCUCUGGUCUGAGAUAUAACUGUGUUAAGGUCUCCUGUUAAUUAUAAAUAGUUCAAAAUGGACAGACUGUGAACUUGAAAUUUACUUAUGUAAAAAGCUUAGGGAAUUCUUAAAGUUUCCAUGUUCAUAACUUUGCAAAGUUUUAUAAAAAUAAAAAAAUUGCAACUGAAGAGACUUAACUAAUUAACUUAUUUGUAUAAAAAAAAAAGAAUUGCAGCUGGGUAUUAUGGUUUUUCAACAGCUACAUUAAACUACAUUUAUGAUGGGAGGGACCAAACAUUCUAAAAUAUGUGUAGUUCAACGGUUUCUGCAACAUCUUUUUAAUCAGGUUGAUAGAUUAACAUGAAAUAUUCAAAAGAUAAUAAAAAUAAGAAUGUAAUUACAGGUGCAGGGGGACUCUCAGGUCUAUGCUGGGAAGAAUUUGAUAGAUGGAUAUAGUUUUUCUAGGAAGAAGUUACUGAUGAUUUAUAUAACUUGUAUGUUUAUUUUUAGGUUCUUGUUAUUUUAGCUUCAAAACCUUGUGUCCAAAGACUUACUCCAUAUAAGAUUGUAAGAUUGAUUUUUUACUUGGAUAUUUAACAUUUAGUGUAGACAUUUUGCAAAUACUGGAUUGGAUUUUCUUUACCCAUAGCAAUUUCAAUGACUGACAUUUUUGGACCACUUUCUAUGUGUUAGGCAUGAUAAGUGCUUUAUAUGCACGAUCUCAGUAUUCCCUUAGAGGUAUGGGAUUAAUUAUUUACCUCUGUUUCACAAAUGAGAUAAUGAAGUUUAGAGAGUUAAGCAACUUGCCUGAAGUCACAGUAAGCCAUGGAGCCAUUUUCAACCAAAACAGACCACUGACUCGAGUGUGUUGUUUAAUACUUUCACUGCCUCACUUAGUUAAGUAGUAUUUUUAAUUUCAGGAAGACCAUGCUGGAAAUAUUUUUAAGGGUAAAUGAUAUUUUCUUAUCUUCAUUGUCAGUUUAAAAAAUGAUAAAACUAGGGUGCUCAGACAUUGUUAAACAAGGAGAAAGUAGCUUUAGGAGUUUUUAUAUAUCCAGGGUUUCUCUUGGGAUACUUUAUAUUGGCUUCUAAUUCAAAAUCUUUCAUUUCAUCCAACAUGAUUUGACUUUGCUUGGCCUUUCAUAGUUUGUAUAAAUAUAAAAUUAAUUUUCUUCAAUUCCUUGAUCCAGGGAUUUUCCACAUUGAGUAAAUAAAAUAAUAAAAUUCAAAGUUUAGGAUAUUAUAGAGAUAGACUUAAGUACUUAUUCAGGUAGUACCUUUACAUAUCUCAGGUUAAUUUUCAUUGAUAGAAAUUCAACAGAAGCCCACUUAAAUUUAUGUGGUUAGUAGUGAAUAUUUUGUUUAUUAGUAGAACAAAUUACUUAAUUUGGUUUUUAAAAAGCACCUCAGUGUGGCUCUUUAAACUAGGAAGUAAGGUUAUAGAUAGAAUGAUAAAACUGGAAUAUCUAAACCAAGCACAAUAAACAAAAUAGAAAUCAUAUUUUAAAUUGCUUCAUGAUUUUAGAUGGUUAAUUUUUAUCAAACUUUCCUGAGGAAUGGAUGGAAGACUUAAACCCACUCCACAUAACAUUAAGCCAAAAUAAAGCUUAAAGUGAAAAAUCACCUAAUAUGCAAUUGCUUUUCAUACUGGGCUGGGGUGGGAUGGUGGAGGUAGAUGAGAGGCCAGCUAUGGUAAACACAAGUUUGUAUUUUGCUUUUGAAAUUAAAUGAUGUUAUCUGUAACUUAAUAUUUUUCAACUACAUUAUUAAAAGUUUAUUAUAGAUAGCUGACUUGUACUGGUUGGGAGCCAUUUUUGCCCAUCUCGUUCCCACUUUGCCUCAGUGAUAUGUUGAUAACUUAAAUUGGCCAUGGUAGGAGUUACUUAUGCCAAAUUGGUAAAUGUAGCAUACCAGGGCAUUCCCCUCUGUCACUCCAGAGAACCAGUUUAUUAGCACAUCACAAUUUUAAACAUACAGUGUAUUAAAUCAAUAAUUGCCAUUUCAAAACCAGUUUUCCUCUCUGUCCUGUCCACCAGUGUAUUAGGUACACUGGAAGUAGCAUAUUAAUUCUCUAUGAUGGAACCCGGUGGUAUUUUGUCUUAAAGCCAGACAUUUUGUCUAAAAGGUAUCUAAAAAAUACUAAAUCAUGUUUAGAAAGUAAACCGAAUCCCAUGAUCAGGAGAUAGGGAGUAUAUUUCUGUCAGUCAGGAGAUAGGAAGUAUAUUUCUAUCAGUUACUGAAAACAUUGUUAAGUGCACUGGUUCUUGAUCUACUUAUUAAGUAGAUGAUCCUGUUGCCUCUAUCUUUACAUUAAGUAGCAACUGUUUAGUGGACUGCAUUAGAUACCGCAUUUAUAUUUAUGAUGUGUAAUUAUAUAUGAAUUACUAUCACUUGAUCAGGAUGAUCCUAACAUUAGUAUUCCUACUUUAAGAGAUGAAGACCUACAGGCUAAGUAGCCUGUUGGGUUGAUUACUUGCAGCAGGGAAGCUAAGAAAGGUUUUUACAUUUUUAAAUGUGGCUACAUCUUAAGUGUUUACACAAGUAAGUGUAUAUAACCUUGGUUUUUGCUUCGUGGACCAAUAAAUGUGAAAUACUUAUCAUCUGGCCCUUUAAGAGUAAGUAUGGGGAUGGGGAGAUUAGCUCAGUUGGUAGAGUGCUCACAAAGCCCUGGGUUUGAUCCCCAGCACUGCAAAAAAAAAAAAAAAAAAAAGAGUAAAGUAUGCCAAACUAAGUUUAGUCUAAACAAUGAAACUUAAUUUUAUACUGAUGAAGGUAUCUAAAUUGGUAGUGUUCCUUUUCUUAGAAUAUUUCUUCAAGGUAGGAAGAGUAUAUGUUUUAUUCCAGAAUUAUCUGUUGAUUGCUUCAUGAAUUAGGUACAAAAUGUUUUAGCUGUGCAGGUGAGGCACCUGUUGCUUAAGCAAAGUUAGUACUUAGUAAGCAGCAAGUGAAAUACUAUAACCCCAUUUUUUCCCUCUGAACCACAACUCCAGAUUUACUGAGACAAUAAAAAUCCAAUGAUAGCCUCAGUUUAACAGUAUCCACUUAUUUAGCAUUUUAAAAUGUUUUGAUAAUUUUCUGAAAACAUUGAAAUAAUUUUAUUAGUACUCUUCUCAAGAACCAGUACUUUGUUAAAAACAGAACCAUGAAUGACAAGUCAAAAAAGCUUUCUAGGAAGUCUUUAUUUUUCUGUUGUAAAUAACUGAUUUUUCCAGUUACCACAAAUGAUUUUAUAAAUUUCAUAAUUUUUAUGUCUGACUUGGAUCCAUGAAAUAAAAGAGUAAUUCCUCCCUAAAAGAAAGUGACUAUAUGUCCUUUCAUUAACUUGAUGACAGACUGGCAAAAUUUUGGAGUUUUUAAAUGAUUCAUGGUGUUCCAAGAUAAGGCAACAUUCCAACAAAUUACUUGUCUUCCAAAUUGCAGUACCACAUAUAAUGAUGUAGUAUCAUAGCACUUUUAUUUUAAAACCACAAUUAGGUUAGGUUUUUUUAAAGACUAAAAUAUAAGCUUUAUGGAUAUUUGUAAAACCUGUUGUCAUAGUGUCUCAGUACCUUUAUUGUAUUUGAUUACAUGGUUGUUGAAAACAGUAAAUUUACUAUCAAAUGAAACAUAAGGUUUUAAUAAAGGUAAAAGAAAAGCUUUCUACUGAAGGCUUUGUGGAAUAGAAUUUGUAAUCAUACCUUUUCUGAUGUUGAAAACAGUCUUAAAAAGAAGCUAUGAGGAAUUGUUAAAUCUUUUGGUUUUUGUUAUCUACUAUUGCAGCUUCAGCUAGGUAUAGUGAAUCUGAAAUGCUUUGAAAUACAUAAUUUUUUUAAUGGAACUUACAUGAAAAAAAUCACCACUAGGGUAGGGUAUUGAAAUGACUGGGGCAUACUGUUUUUUAAAACCUUCAUUUUUGGUCAGCAUAAAUUCCUUUAAUUAUUUUUCCAUUUCUAGUAGGAUUUCAUUUUGAGGUGAAACCCAUCAAGUGAGUAUAAAGUCUUACAAUUUAGUAAUCCAGAAUUUCAAGUCAUUUAAGAUGAAAAUGGAAGUAAGGUUUACUUAAAAUUGAUCUUCUUCUGUAACAUCUAAGUCUUCAUCAUCUUCAUCGUCAUCUGCUUGUUGAUCCUUUCUUAGCCGACAGGUAGCUAUCUGUUAAAAAUUAAUAUUUUUGAAAUAAAAAUACUAAUUAAAAUAUUUUUACAUGCUUGGUAUCUUUUUAUAUACCCUUAUAAGGGUACAUAGAAAUUUAUCAUAUACAUGAAAUUAGCUAUUUGUUAGUUCUAGUUGGUUAGCUGCCAGUAAGUACUUCAGUAACAAAAUACAGUCUAUUACAAAUGUUAAAAAAAAAAAAAAAAGUGUUAAUU
This is a messenger RNA of Sciurus carolinensis (gray squirrel), 7852 nucleotides long. RefSeq names its product RNA binding motif protein 12B (gene Rbm12b). The record is from RefSeq and is a predicted model, not a curated record. Gene Ontology annotation, cellular component: ribonucleoprotein complex; nucleoplasm. Gene Ontology annotation, biological process: regulation of RNA splicing. NCBI's taxonomy places the organism in Eukaryota, Metazoa, Chordata, Mammalia, Rodentia, Sciuridae. Gene Ontology annotation, molecular function: RNA binding.